This is a messenger RNA of Fusarium fujikuroi IMI 58289, 1539 nucleotides long. Its product is annotated as related to hexose transporter protein. Gene Ontology annotation, biological process: carbohydrate transport; transmembrane transport. The transcript has 4 exons. The record is from RefSeq and is a predicted model, not a curated record. Gene Ontology annotation, molecular function: carbohydrate:proton symporter activity. Lineage: Eukaryota; Fungi; Ascomycota; Sordariomycetes; Hypocreales; Nectriaceae. The coding region runs from base 1 to 1539 and encodes 512 amino acids. Gene Ontology annotation, cellular component: membrane.
AUGCCUCCUAAGCAGCAUCGCGAACAGUCUCUCCUGGCUAGCGUUCUUCCCAAAGAACAGAAGCCUUGGUAUCGCAUCUCGUACCUCGUCCAACUCAAUCUCCUUCUUCUUAUCCCCCUCAUGUCCUCGUCUGUUGCAGGAUUCGAUGGCUCGUUGAUGAACGGCCUUCAGGCACUCCCUUCCUGGAAGAACAAGUUCGGGAAUCCUCAAGGCCAUACCCUAGGCUUCGUCAACGCCGCCCAAUCCUUCGGAUCGAUCCUGGCCCUCCCAUUCUGUGGCACACUCUCGGAUAGGAUUGGCCGCAAGAACACGCUGUUACUCGGUGGCUUGAUCAUUGUAGUGGCUUCGGUGAUCCAGGCAGCCGCUAUCAACUACGGGAUGUUUGUCGCUUCCCGAGUCCUGGUUGGUAUGGGCGCUAUCACUAUUAUACAGCCCAGCCCUAUGCUGAUUUCGGAGCUGUGUUACCCAAGCCACCGAGGAGUGUACACGGCUCUCUUUUGGACUUUCUACUACUUUGGAUCCAUUAUCGCUGCUUGGAGCACCUAUGGUCUCCAGAAGCACAUGCCUGACAGUGUCUGGGCGUGGCGAGGUCCCUCUAUCCUCCAGGGCGCUCUUCCCAUACUCCAAAUGGUUUUUUGGUGGAAACUCCCUGAAUCCCCUCGAUGGCUCGUCGCCAACAACAGAGCUGAUGAAGCACGGGUUACUCUGGCCAAGUAUCAUGCUGGCGGAGAUGCCUCGAGCCCUCUUGUAAACUUUGAGAUGAACGAAAUCGUCACCGCUAUCGAACUCGACCGACAUGCUCAGGACGUUAAAUGGAGUGCUCUUGUGGCAACUCCCGGCAACCGAAAACGGGUUCUGAUCUCGUUCUUAUUGGGCCUCUUUUCUCAGUGGGUGGGAAACAGUGUUGUCUCGUAUUAUUUGACUCUCGUCCUAGACACUGUUGGCGUUAAGAACCCUGAUACCCAGACUCUGAUCAACGGUCUUCUCCAGUUAUUCAACUUCUUUGCCGCCAUCCUCGCCGCAUUCUUGGUAGAUAAACUCGGCAGGCGUACUCUGUGGAACUGGUCAGGCGUUGGUAUGUUGAUUUCAUUCAUCAUAUGGACCAUUUGUUCCGCCCGCUUUGAGAUCAACCAAUCCAACGGCCUCGGUAUCGCUGUCAUCGCAUUUAUCUUCAUCUACUUCUUCCAUUACGAUAUUGCCUAUACACCACUUGUUCUGGCUUACCCCACCGAGAUUCUUCAAUACUCUAUUCGAUCCAAGGGGCUGAGCCUGGCUUUUAUUGCUAUCUACUCGUCACUGAUCAUCUUGUCUUUUGUCAACCCGAUCGCGCUGCAGGCCAUCGGCUGGAAGUAUUACAUUGUCUUUUCCUCCAUUACCGCUGUAUCCGUCGUCGUCAAUUAUUUUCUCCUGCCUGAGACAAAGGGCCUCUCUCUUGAGGAGAUUGAAGGCCUUUUCGACGACAAGGACGUUUCUGAUGGCGGGAUAGGAUCAUCUAAGUUGGAAGGAGGCGAGGUUAGCCACGUCGAUGUUAAACGCUAG